Elaeis guineensis (African oil palm) is the source of this 818-nucleotide messenger RNA. RefSeq names its product abscisic stress-ripening protein 5. The record is from RefSeq and is a predicted model, not a curated record. NCBI's taxonomy places the organism in Eukaryota, Viridiplantae, Streptophyta, Magnoliopsida, Arecales, Arecaceae.
CUCAGCAAAUCAAGACCGUCCAUUGGGUCCACUGGCACCCAACGGGCCCUGUCCCAUCACCUCCCCUCCUAUAUAUACCCCCUCCUUCCCCUCGUUGUACCCUGGAUCAUAUCAAAGUAAUCCAUCACCUGCAACCAAAAAAACAAAAAAGGUAAUUAAUCGAUCACCGAUGGCGGAGAAGCACCACCACCACCACCACUUCCACCACCACAAGGAAGAGGAGAAGCCCGUGGAGUACUCCGAGACGGCCUACUCCUCCGGCAGCGGCUAUGGCGACGGCGGGUACAGCGCCGGCUACGCCCAGACGACGGAGGUGGUCGUGGAGACAAACGAAGCGGACUAUGAGAAGUAUAAGAAGGAGGAGAAGCACCACAAGCGCAUGGAGCAUCUCGGCGAGAUGGGGGCUGUCGCCGCCGGCGCCUUCGCUCUGUAUGAGAAGCAUGAGGCCAAGAAACAUCCAGAGCAUGCACACAGGCACAAGAUAGAGGAGGAGAUUGCUGCGGCCGUGGCGGUGGGCAGCGGAGGGUAUGCUUUUCAUGAGCAUCAUGAGAAGAAGGCGGCCAAGAAGGAGGCUGAGGAAUCCAGUGGGAAGAAGCAUCAUCACCUCUUCUAGACAAGAUGGAGCCUUUGUUUCUAUUUUAUGUUGAGACUGAGAUGGUGUUUUGGAUGAUGUAUUUUAUCUUGAUACCUAGAAUAAGUGCUGGUUUGUUUUAUUGUUGUGAUGUAAUAAUGGGUAUACUAGUAAAAUACCCACAAAAAUAAAGUUUUCAAAGCUACUGAUUGAUUGUUUGCUAUAAUAUUACUUUGGAUGGAUUGAA